Messenger RNA from Hippocampus comes (tiger tail seahorse), 1541 nucleotides. RefSeq names its product speedy/RINGO cell cycle regulator family member A (gene spdya). The record is from RefSeq and is a predicted model, not a curated record. Gene Ontology annotation, biological process: positive regulation of cyclin-dependent protein serine/threonine kinase activity. Gene Ontology annotation, molecular function: protein kinase binding. The transcript is spliced from 7 exons. NCBI's taxonomy places the organism in Eukaryota, Metazoa, Chordata, Actinopteri, Syngnathiformes, Syngnathidae. The coding region runs from base 261 to 1142 and encodes 293 amino acids.
CCAGCUGCAAAGCAAGCAACGCGCGCAUCCUGGCCCAUUUUGCGUGGUGCAUGGCGCAGAAACCGCCGAUGUCACUGCAGUAAUUUCCAAUUGUAUGAAGACAGUGUUGGAAGAAGUGCUGGCUAUCAAGAUUUGCUCAACAAACAGUCUGUCUUUGCACUCUCCUAACAGAGGUUCUAUUCAUUAAUAUAGUGUAUAUUCUGUCUCAAACUGACUAGUGCGAAAGACUGGCUUUCAUCUUGAGUGACCCAGACAGACACAUGAUGAAACGGAGAGCCCAGUGGUGCCGAAUCACCACCUCCUGUGGAAUAACCUCCAGAGAGACCCCCCUCCGGGCCCGGAACAACCAUGAAGAACAGUGUCCACCAAAGAAGAGCCACUGCAUGAGUGGAAUGUAUUGUCUUGGGAGGACUCUGUUACCAACCAUUGUUGUGCAGCAAGAGGAAAUGACAUCAUACUUAAAACUUUUUGACGAUGAUCUAAUCCAUGACUUUUUAUUGAUGGACUGUUGCUGUAAAAUGACCGACAAGUAUCUUCUGGCCAUGGUUUUUGUCUACUUCAAAAGAACCAGUUUGACCAUUACAGAAUACACCAAGAUGAACUUUUUCAUUGCACUGUAUCUUGCCAACACCAUGGAGGAAGAGGACGAGGAGCGUAAAUAUGAGAUAUUUCCUUGGGCGCUGGGUAAGACCUGGAGAAAGAAGUUUAAACAUUUCCUCAAGCAGAGGGACAAGCUCUGGGUGCGCACAAAGUUCAGAGCGGCUGUCAGCAAGCGCUGCUGUGAAGAGGUGAUGGCAAUCAUGCCAUCUCACUUUGUGUGGAAACGUGAGCGCUCAGAGCAACACAGUGGCACUCGCAGGCAUGAUGACAUAAAAGACUGGUUUCCUCGCGGACCGACAGCCUCUCCAGUCCCUUGUACCCUCUGUAACCGCAAGAGCACAUUCAAUCAGCGGCUCCGCCGCGCUCUUAAAUCCCCCGGCACUCUGGCCACUCAUCUGAGUUUGGAGAAUACUCCACCCAGGUCCAUUGCCACUUGCAGGGAGAGCAAUGAGACUCGUGACAAAAUCCAGCGUUCUUUGCGCUUCCCUGAGGAACCAGGCAAUUCAUCCUCCAACUCUUCCACGGACUGGAUCAAUAAAUAGUCCAGUGUCUCAUCACAUCGGCAUAGUUCUCAACUUCCUGUUUCAAACUCCCACCAUGUGGGCAUUUCCUACUUUGACGCAGACUUUGUUUACCAACAACACCCAUAAAUAGAAUUCGGUGGAUGAAUUACUACUGGAAUUGUGUUUAACAUUAAAGAUAACUGUUGUCUGUAAAACACCAACAAAUAUGAUUGAAAAAGGUAUUUAUUCCUUACACUGUACUUGCUAUUUAUCAAUGUUAUUUAUUUAAAUGCUUCCAGCAUUAUAUUUGACAACCAUCAAUAUAUACACAUUAACCCUGUGUUUGGGAGAAUUUAAGCCACGAUUCCUCAAGUUGGUGUCACAUACUUAAGAUGUUGCUGUUUCGAACCGUCAAUAAAGACUAUCUGAAAUUCUGUA